GUCAUUGAGUUCUGUGAUGAGAGCAAAAUUGUUUUAUUGCAUAAUUAAAGAAAUAUUACAUGUAAAAGGUAUAUAUAAAUAAUUAAUAAUCAAUCAUGACAUCAGAGGGGACUUUGAAAAAGCGCCAGUUGCCUAAACUCAUGGCUUGUAUGACAAAAACAAGUUUGGAAAACUUGCGAAGUAAAGCCUUGUUUAGUAUGGAAAUGCUUGAUGCCAAAGGCAUUAGAAGGCGUAAACUUCCUUUACACCAAUGCCUUAUUUUGGAGUUGCGCGAGGGGGGAUACAAGGAGGCUUCGAAUUAUCUACAAGAUCUCAUUUAUGAUAACGUUCAGUUGGUGGACGACGAUGACAUCGGGAUAGUAGUCGAUUUGAGAAACAGGCCUGAUUACCUGGAACAUAUUACCACUAGUCUAAUGAAAGCUGAAAAAGCGAGAGAUAAAGGUGAUAAAAAGAAGGAAUGCUUAAAGCUUCUAAAGCUCGCCAUGUAUUACGCUGAAAAGGAAAAAGGUAUAUUGUGGUUAUCGGAAAAGUUCUACUUGGCGACCAUAGCUAUUGCUAGCCAAUACCUCGUAGACGGCGGCAGGCAAAAGGCGUGCUGCAAAUAUCAUUAUGCCAAAUUCCUAUUGGAUAAGUUUCCAGGAGCAGACACAGAUGAGCCUUUUGUUAUACUUACUGAGGUUAGAGACAGCGCUAUAGGAAAGGACUGGCCGCUGUACGAAGUUGGUAGUACCAAGGAUGUGUCGGAAACAUCUGAGACCGUGUUUGCUGUGACAGCUAAGCAGUUGCACAGAGUGAUGCUGAGUAAAGCUAGGGAAGUCAGAAAACAAGACCCGGCAAAGGCCGAAAGACUUUCUCGCUUGGCAGAAAGAAGAGCCAAAGAUGCCGAUGACAUUGAUAAAAUUGCGGAGGCCAUCAUAGAGAUCGGGAUCUGUCAGCUGAUGAUGAACAACUUGAAUAAUGCCCAAAAAACAUUUGAACGAGCUUUCAAAAUCCAUUCGGAAAGUAUGAAUAUCGAAGGAUUGUGUGAAACUAGAAUGCAUCUCGCCGCUGUUAUGCAAAAGUUAGGAGAUCACGAAAUGGCCGCCAAAUUGCUGACUGAAAUGGGUGCCCUCGCUAUGGAGUACAAGCUACGCAGGCAGCUGGGGCGCGCCCUUCACCUGCUUGGCGAGCUCCAUCUCAGAAGGGAGCGACCUGAGCUCGGUACCCAGCACUUGGCUGAGGCCUUCUCCUGUUUUAUGGGUACCACGUACCAAGACGAUACUGAAACUGGUUUGGAUAUUGUACCAAGCAAAGAGGAUGGAAAAGGAGAGUUCAUAUUUCAAACGGGCACAAGAGAAAUCUAUGAGGAAGAAGCUGAACAAUCGCGGCUCAUGAUGGCGAUAUCAGCAGGUCAAGAACUAAUGGCCUCUUAUUUCGAGUUGCUAAGAGAGGCGGGAUCUUGUGCAGUGGCUCAAAUGAAAAUCAUUGAAUGGAAACUGUCUCGCUCGGGCUGGUGGGUCAAGAAGAAAUCUCACGACUUUGUGCCCUGUAUGUGUGAGAUGCACAAUCGAACGCCACUGGAUAUACUGCAUAUGCAACUAGCAAUGAAGACAGUUACAGAAGAACCUGUUGUACGUACAAAUACCAAAGAAGAUAUGAGGAAGAUGUACAGCAGCCAGCGUAAAAGUCACGAUAAAACGCAAGAACCUGCUUAAAUCCGAGUAUAUAAUCAGUACGCUAACGUAGUGGUUUCUCAAUCGAUUUUAAAUUUCGUGUCAAACACGUUUAAGUUAAAAAUAAAUCGUAGCUACUGCAGCGGAGUAAAUAUGUUUUUGUACAAUACGAUCAUAUCAUAAUACUUUUAGAUUUUAUUUCUAUUAUUUACUUCUUACUUACUUACUUCAUCAUCAUCAGCCUAUUAAUGUUCCCACUGCUGGGGCACUGGUCUUCUAUACGGAUGCAAUAGGGAGAUUGGGCCAUGACCUACCACGCGGGCCCAGAGCGGAUUGGCGGGUGCUAAAGACUGCAGAUGCAGCUGGGACCAACGCAGCACGGAUCUCGCUUAAAGCUCUGCUAGGGCUUACAAUACAGAAUUUGAUGCAACACAUUCGUUGAUAAGGAUUUCGUGCUAAAUAGUGUUUUGGAGAUAUCGCAACGAUGGUAGUAGGCAAAAUGAUCGAUGCUACGGAAAGCUGAGAUUUUAUGCGCAAAAUCUUUUUCCCUGAAACGAGGAGAUUUUGAUAUGUUUAUCAAAAGACGUCAUUAAGUAGAUAGAUCAGUAACACCAAUGUGAAUUAUACAUACGCGGUUGGCUGCAGUACGAGGUACUACUGAGUUUGCUACAGGCUACCCUCUGCGUCGUAAGGACGGAUAUUGAGGGAAAAUAUUUGCUAAUGAUUAAUACGACAUUUUCUUCCGUAUGACCGUGUAUUUAGCACAUUUACAAUAUUAAAUUAGGUAAAAAUAGAAAGCUACAAUCGACUCCUUCACAUAUUUUUGACAAGUCCGACAUUAUUAAGACAGUGUUGCCAGACUAAGAUCUUAAAAGCUACGUUCCGUGACACGUGUCUUACCGUACACACAACUUUCGCUUCAUCUACAUUAAUUACUCUUUUCAUACAAGCCCACGAUUUUUGCGGCUUCUGACGUCAUCUACCUUCAAAAUGCGAUCAAUUUGAUCGUAAUAGAAUAGCGGCCUUCCUCGGCUUUUACAUCCUUCCACUAUCGCGUCGUAUAUCUGUUCCGAAAUUCUGUCAUUAGCCAUUUUUUCAGAUGUCUGAAGUAACGGAGCAUACCUCUAUCAAUUUUAACACCAAUACUGUCACCCACUCUUCUAUCAAUGUCAGCGUGGUACCUCCCAUCUCUGCUAAAAGUACAUCCGAGACAUACGAUUACAUUCAUUUAUUCCAACACUACAUUAUCAGACAUGAUCCAUACAAUUGUUAUGGAUACCUCUCUUUCGAAAACCACUAUCUUGACACUGACACUGUGUCGGUUCCACAGCGCAAUAAAUUAUUUCAUACAAAUUUAUUAUUUAGCAAGCAGUGGUUUGAGUUUCCUGUAAAGAUGUCAGAGAUCCAGUUCUAGUGCCAUCACCACACCCAUAAUUUCGGCAAACGGUGAAUGGUGUCGAGAACGCCCGUAUUCGAGUAGAUUUCAUUAUGUUUUCCCGACACCUUCUUUCAGCCCGUAUUCAGUGUAAAUAUUGCUUCGGGUGCCCGAGCACUGAAUAAUUACACUGAAUUAAUUACAAUAACAAUUCGAGUAAUGACUUUCGUGCACCCGAAUAAGAGCUAACGACCUACUGUGUUAUAGUUCUAAGCUUCAUAAUAUAAUGGACCAUUCACAGAUUGUCAACGUGUGAAACGAAAAAACACAACUUGAAGGCUUGUUCGUAGAGUAGACGCCUUGAUUUUUACUCGCUUUAGAGCAAAACUGUCAAUGAAUACCGUAUGUGAAUACAUUAAAACAUUGGUACCUUUGACUGUUUUUUUCAUAGAUAGGUCCGACAAAUGACUC
Molecule: messenger RNA, 3498 nt
Organism: Chilo suppressalis (striped riceborer)
Lineage: Eukaryota; Metazoa; Arthropoda; Insecta; Lepidoptera; Crambidae
Source: the annotation of a GenBank genome assembly